This is a messenger RNA of Centruroides sculpturatus (bark scorpion), 2153 nucleotides long. RefSeq lists its product as uncharacterized. The transcript is spliced from 2 exons. NCBI's taxonomy places the organism in Eukaryota, Metazoa, Arthropoda, Arachnida, Scorpiones, Buthidae. Gene Ontology annotation, cellular component: cytosol. The record is from RefSeq and is a predicted model, not a curated record. Bases 491 to 1738 code for a protein of 415 amino acids. Gene Ontology annotation, biological process: neurogenesis.
AGGUUCAUCUUGAUACGAGAAUAAUUGAAGACUAAGGACUCUCAUCGGUUUGCAUUUCUUUUACUUAUACUUCCAGUAAUAUGAGAACUAAAUUAAAACGAAUUUAUGUAAAUAUAUAAAAUGAAACUGGCGGCAGAAGAGAUCAAUACAAGCAAUCAUGGUCAUACGAAGUGGGGUCAUCGCCUUAACCACCUCGGCCGGAUGAUUAAGGCGGUUAGGCGUCAGUCCACUGCUCAGAGGGUCCUGGGUGGUGUCUCAAAUAUGUCGUGGGCCAAGCAGAACCCACGAUGGGCGGGUAAAAAAAGGCCUCCUUAGUAUACACGCAGGGUGGAGAGUCAAAAAUAAAGUUCCGUGUUCAACAGGAAUCAGUAGAAAAACGAUAGAAAGAAACGAUUUUUCUUUGUCUAUCAUUAUAUAAAACAAUUUCAAUAAUAAUUUUAAACAAUAAAGUUUAAUAAUAGAUAUCGAAUACCAGAUUUAUUAUCGUAAAAUGUCCUCAAUUAAUUCUGAAGUAUACAAUAUCAGCAUUUGGAGUGAGGAUGGAGAGGAGAAGGUUGACAUCAGCAGUUCUCUUCUAAAAAAUUCUACUCCUUUGAUAAAAGAUAUACUGGAAAAAAAUACCAUAGGACCGGUUAAAAAUCUGAUAUUCAAUUCGAACAUUAAAAAUCUUAUACAUUCGAAAAAAUAUUUAGAAAAUGGAGAUCCCGAAUUGUCAUCUCUUCAAGAUGCUUACGAAUUAUAUAAAAUGAGUAAGAAAUUUCGCAUGAAUUCGAUCUUAAUGAGCUCUAGAAUAUUUUUAAACGAUCGCAUAAAUUCCAACGACGUAUGUGAAAUUUAUGAAUUUGCAUGCGAACAAGAAGAUCGACGACUUCAAUAUCGAUGUUGGAUUUGGUUCGACGAUUAUUGUAACGCAGUUUUAACUUCCAAAGGUUUUCUUCGUUGCAAAACUAUAACAAUCGACACAUUUGUUUCUCGACCAAAAUAUAAAUACUUAAAAGAAGUUGAACUAUUUUAUAAUAUAGUAUUAUGGGCGGAAAAGAGAUUCGAAUACGAAGAAAACAGCAGCGAUAUAAACUACCGUAAUAUGAAAAUCCGCUGUUAUUUAUUACCCUUCUUAAAUAGGAUACGCUUCUUAUCCAUGACUUCUACAGAAUUAAACUUCGUAUUUAUGCAAAAUAUAUUAUUACCAGACGAGAAAGAAAGUAUAUCUAAAAGCAGGGACGUUCCUGAUUUACAUAUUCAUCCCAAUCUCUGUCCAAUUCGAAUAAAAAGAACAAAGCAAUGUUACAGACCUUUGAUCGAUUAUAAACACCGUCGCCAAUUCAAAACUAAAAUUAAUGCCAGACUUCGAGAAAAUUGUAAAUUCUUUUGUUGUUUCAUUGCUAAAGAAGAUUGCUUUUUAACUGGAAUUGUUAUCCCCAUUUGCCAUUUAAUGGAAGGUACAAAGAUACGAGCUAAAGUCAAAUGUAUAAUUGGAAAUUCUAUUCAAGAGGACGAUUAUUAUUGUGAAAGAAACGGUGAAGUCCAUAUUCCAUAUCCUAUGUUCAUACCAAAGAAUGUAGAAGUUUUUAUUAAGGCUGUACCAAAUUUACAAAAUAUUGGGUUUGUAGGUACCAUCAAGAUAGCACAAAAUCCGGCAAUUUAUAUCGAUGACAACUUGUUUAAUGAAUUAUGCGAAGAGAAUAUUAAUUGGUUAGAAUGGCGUGAAUAUUACAUCAAAGUUAGAUUGUAUUUUUAACACAGAAGUGUCCUUCCAACAAUUUUAAAAUGUAAAAAUGCUUCUGUUAACAUCAAAUAGUUACAAUUAAAUACAAGUUUUUUUUUUUUUUUUUGUGAUAAUUAAAGUAAUUUAAUAUAUCCUUUCCUGCUUAAAAUGUGGUGGUCAUUUUCGAAUAUAAAUGCUGAUAGUCAAACCUCUGAACAGGGGCCACUAUAUUGUUCGGAGGUUAUUCUAUAUGCAUUGUAUGGUGGCCGUUAUUGGAGAUUGGACUGUAAAAUUUGUUGUGAUGGCCAUGACUGUUAAGAAUAAUAAUUAAGAAUUUAGAGUGCAAUAAAUCAAAUGAUUAUUACAAGGCUGCCCCAUUGUGGGUCUGGCCAAACCCACAGUGAGCUUGCUAAGAGAGUCCCUCUUAGCAAGCUCGGAAAGGGUAACA